CAAAAAUGGAGUGAUUCGUUUGGACAAAUGGAGAUGCGGGGUAAAUUGUAUUAGCGGGUGAUUAUGUUAGUAAAUCUUACGUUAUCAACACCAGGGCAAGCUACAUACUGACUUUACAGAUCAGCGAUUUGACUUCGUAGAUUACUGACUGUUAUAUUGGGCAUAAUGUGUCAGCGGUGCUUUUCAAACGCAGCAAGGCUGUUUGCCAAGGACAGGCCUGGACCUCUUUGUGGCCAUUUGACCAAGAAGAGGCGAGUAAAAGUGGAAACAACGUAAUUAUUUAAAUGGAGAAAGGACAGGGCUCAACCUAACCAUAGUACCUAUAAACCUGAAGCAUAGCGAGGACUGCACCUAUAGUUGCAACAAACGCGACAGACAAACCACAUUGUGAGGGAAUCCGUUUUGUUCAGAGGAUCCAUAUAGGUUUUCCUCUGCGCAGUUUGCAGACACAUUGAAACAUUCUGUUCACUAACACGAUUCUUAGUACGUUUGAUACAUCCAGUGAGUAUAAACAAGUCUAUAUACGAUGUGAGCAAAAAAAAGGCCAUGGUGGCAAAGUAAAUACAAUAUAGCAAGUAAAACACUGGAAUGGUAGAUUUGCAGUGGAAGAAUGUGCAAAGUAGAAAUAAAAAUAAUGGGUUGAGUUUCGGCUCGACUACAGAGGCGUGUCCUGUCGAACUGUCAAACUCGGUGACGCUCUGUUGGGCGUCAUCGGUCCCAGGAACUUUCGUCCGACAGGAGUUGAACUGCGUUCAGACUCUUCCUGACGCUGCUAGAAAAUUCUCGACCUUUCUGCGCGGGUAUAAACUAGAAUGGGUCCCAAGUGGAGCAGACAGAACGGUAGCGUUCUUCAACAGUAAGUCUACAGUUCAAGUUAGGCUUUAAUACGUUUAUGUACCAUUCCAUAGAUAUACUACCUGCAACCGGACCAGCGCGUUUAAAGAGAAAUUCCCGUCUACCUUGUGCGAAUUUGAUUGGCAGUCAGCACAGGCUCAAACAAGGGAACUUUAAACUAUUUCUCGCAGCUAUUCGGAAUUAACACACCGACAGCUACAUGGUCAAAAUGGGUAAAGACUACUAUAAUGUUCUGGGCAUACAGAAAGGGGCGACGGAGGACGAGAUCAAGAAGGCUUAUCGCAAGCAGGCUCUGCGUUACCACCCGGAUAAAAACAAGUCUCCCAAAGCCGAGGACAAGUUUAAAGACAUAGCUGAAGCUUAUGACGUCCUGAGCGACCCAAAGAAAAAGGACAUUUACGACCGAUUCGGCGAAGAAGGGUUGAAAGGAGGAGGCCCCCCAGGAGGAGGGGGUGUUCCCGGGGGCCCUAGUUUCAGCUACUCCUUCCAAGGCGACCCCCACGCCAUCUUCGCCGAGUUCUUCGAGGGCCGGAGCCCCUUCGACCAGUUCUUCCCCCGAAACGGCGGGGGCCCAGACGGGGACAACAUGGACACUGACGAUCCCUUCGCCCGUUUCGGGAUGGGCGGCGGUGGCAUGGGGGGGUUCCCCCGUUCCUUCAGCACAGGGAUGGGUGGAGGGGGGAUGGGGGGGCAGAUGGUUGAGAAGCACCAGGACCCACCCGUGCUCCACGACCUCAGGGUGACCUUAGAGGAGGUGCUCUCAGGCUGCACUAAGAGAAUGAAGAUCUCCCACAAGCGGCUGAACGCAGACAGACGGACCCUCCGGACGGAGGACAAGAUCCUGGAGGUGAAGAUAAAGAAGGGAUGGAAGGAGGGGACGAAGGUCACCUUCCCUAAAGAGGGGGACGAGACGCCGACGAACAUCCCGGCAGACGUGGUGUUCGUGGUCAAGGAUAAGCCACACCCGGUGUUCAGGCGAGACGGCUCUGACAUCGUUUACCCCGCCAAGGUCUCCCUCAGAGAGGCGCUGUGCGGCUGCACGGUCAUCGCCCCCACGUUGGACGGCAGGACAGUAACCGUGACGACAGGGGACGUGGUGCGUCCGGGGAUGAAACGCCGCAUCACGGGGGAGGGGCUUCCUCUGCACAGACGGCCCGAUCGCCGCGGUGACCUGCUGGUGGAGUACGAGGUGGCGUUUCCGGAGAGACUGAGUCAGAGUGCCAAGGAGACCAUCGCACAGGUGCUUCCACCCUGAUGGCUGUAAACGUCUUCAGGACAAAACGGACGGAGCAGACGAACAGUGAAAGGCAACAUGUGGCUGUCCUCCCUAUCGCCUCUGACCAAAGAACGUUUAUCGCCGCCAUUUUCUGUUCCUUUCCAGACGAUUCUGUGUUGAAUCGCCAUCGUUCGUCGACACCCAUCAGGUGACCUACUGCGCACGGCCAACUUUCAUUGCGGUGUCUCUUGUCCUUUAGUUGAGGAAACUGUCACUCUGGACCUUGUGAGUCCACUUCAGAACCACUAGUGAACUGAGGAAUCUGUCACUCUGGACCUCGUGAGUCCACUUCAGAACCACUAGUGAACGGAGGAAAACCUGCAACCCAGAUUAUUCAAAAAGCAUCUUAGAGUAGAUAUACUGAUCUAAGAUCAGUGUAGCCUUUUAGAUAAUAAUACAUGUGACUACAUGGACAGGGGGGCACCUGAUUCCAAAUCAGCACUACUGCACUGUAGAACCAGAGACCAUCAAAUAAAUGUUGUUUGGCUUCCUUUAGUAUGAGCCUCUUUUCAGCUCUACUCCUCCACUGGUGAAUGUUGCCAUGUACAGACUAGAGCCAUUGGCUUGUGAGCAGUGGUUCCCUAACCUCUCCUCUGGGACCCUCAGACAUUUAACACAACGUUGUUGUAGCCCUGAACUGGCUCACCUGGUUCUCCUAGUCAAGGGCUUGAACUUGCUCACCUGGUUCUCCUAGUCAACGGCUUGAACUUGCUCACCUGGUUCUCCUAGUCAACGGCUUGAACUGGCUCACCUGGUUCACCUAGUCAAGGGCUUGAACUGGCUCACCUGGUUCUCCUAGUCAAGGGCUUGAACUGGCUCACCUGGUUCUCCUAGUCAAGGGCUUGAACUGGCUCACCUGGCUCACCGAGUCAAGGGCUUGAACUGGCUCACCGAGUCAAGGGCUUGAACUGGCUCACCUGGUUCACCUAGUCAAGGGCUUGAUGAUUAGUUGAUAUGAGAGAGAGAUUAGGGUGAGAAUGAAUGGAUUCUAUUUGACACCCUCUCCAAGACAUUUACUGCCAGGGAGACUGUUGGAGUAAGAGAUUCAUCAUGAUUCCUCUUGUCAAGGGCUUGAUGAUUGGUUGACUAAUGUAAUCAGGUGUUCUAGCUCUUGAGUAGAUGAAAUCCAUUUGUCUGCGGGUCCCUCAGGAGAACUGAACUCCUGGGAUUAGAUUUGUAUCUCUUGGUGGCAUUUCUUGGCAGAUGGCGUCUUUUCAUGUAUCUAUUCUAAGGGUUUAGGUGUCAUGGGUUGUUUUCAUGUAUCUAUUCUAGGGGUUUAGGUGUCAUGGGUUGUUUUCAUGUAUCUAUUCUAGGGGUUUAGGUGUCAUGGGUUGUUUUCAUGUAUCUAUUCUAGGGGUUUAGGUGUCAUGGGUUGUUUUCAUGUAUCUAUUCUAGGGGUUUAGGUGUCAUGGGUUGUUUUCAUGUAUCUAUUCUAGGGGUUUAGGUGUCAUGGGUUGUUUUCAUGGUUUUGGAUUCUGAUCAAAUCAAUAGAAAGUAUUGCCACUGAUCACUGAUCAAUGCCCAUAGUGUGAUAAUACCCAUAGUGUGAUAAUACCAGUAGUCAUUGGUUUAGAAGAGAAACAACGCUAUUGGAAUGUAUAGAAAUAUAAUCUAUAGAACGGUCCUUCCCAUUCAAGUCAAUGCUGAUUCCAUUUCUAUGCUUGAAUGGUCUUCACUUUUCCAGGAUGCUACAAUAACAGGGUGGAGGGAAGUGUGAGUGAGGGGUGUGUUUUUCAGCUAGUGUGUAUGAGUUAGCUAACUAGGUGAUCGUUUUUGUACAGAAAUGGUUUGGAACGAAUGACUUGCUGUAGGAUCUGGGCUGUGUAUGGUGUAACUGUUUGGGUACUAUCAUGAGAUAGGAUGUUAGCACAGUAACCAUGGGAGAUAUAGGCUUUCAUGUUAAACCCAUAGCACUCUUCUUUACUCAAUAUUAUACACAACAUGUAUCGUUGCCACCUGUUGUUGAUGCAGUAAGUGAGAACUGUCCAGAAACUGAUAUAAAGCUGUUUAUUGAGCAAAUACUAUCAACUUUUGCUUUGUAACUAUUUAUGCAUUUAAAUGAAAGAUCACUUACCUCAAUAUAGAGGCCAUUUAUUUCUCCUUCACAACAGGAACUAGUUUUAUGUUUAAAUCACGUAGUUAAUAUUCAAGGAAUACUUUUAAGAAAAGGUUAACCCUGGACAGAAUCUUCUAAAACUACAACCAGACUCAGUUUGCUAUACAUUUGUCAUGUGUGUGUAUUAUAUUUCUGAACAGUUUUCUAUACACAAUGUAUUUUCGACGUGAAUAACUUUCCUAGGUAAAUAAAGUAUGUUUUCUUCCAGAUAAA
Messenger RNA from Oncorhynchus masou masou (cherry salmon), 4460 nucleotides. It is a transcript of the gene dnajb1b, whose product is annotated as DnaJ heat shock protein family (Hsp40) member B1b. Gene Ontology annotation, molecular function: Hsp70 protein binding; transcription corepressor activity. Gene Ontology annotation, cellular component: cytosol. The coding region runs from base 1055 to 2110 and encodes 351 amino acids. The transcript has 4 exons. The record is from RefSeq and is a predicted model, not a curated record. Lineage: Eukaryota; Metazoa; Chordata; Actinopteri; Salmoniformes; Salmonidae. Gene Ontology annotation, biological process: negative regulation of transcription by RNA polymerase II.